AUGCCAUCACUGGAAAGUAAGCCUAUAAUCAAUGAUGUGGUGGUCGGUUUUGAAGAUGAGGCAGCAUCAAUAAUCAAUCGACUCCUACGAGGAUCACGCAAGCUGCAGGUUGUUUCCAUAGUUGGAAUGCCAGGACUUGGUAAGACAACUUUAGCUAGAAAAGUUUAUAAUGAUUCUUCACUUUCUGACAAAUAUUUCAAGAUGAGUGAAGAAGAUCUGGCAGAAGUCCUCUACAGGAGUUUGAAAAGAAACAAAUACCUCAUUGUUUUGGAUGAUGUAUGGGAUGUUGAAGCAUGGAAGGGCUUGCAAGCCUCAUUCCCUGAUGAUGAAAAUGGGAGCAUGGUUAUCUUCACAAGUCGACUUUGUGAUGUUGCUCCGCAAGAUAAACUUGACCAAGAACCUCAUUUGCUUCGUCAACUCUCUCAUGAUGAGAGUCAUGAGACAGUUGGAAGUUGCCGAAAGAAAAGUUAUUUCCUGGAAAAGAGUUGCCUCCAGAAUUGUGUGAAUUUCGGAUGCAAAUUGUGGAAAUUGUGCAAAGGAUUACCGCUUACUAUUGUUAUUCUUGAUGGCAUUCUAGCAACUACAGACCAACAUGGCUGGAAAGAAGUUGUGGAAAGUUUAAUUGAAGUGCUAGCAUUUUCUGAAGACUAUGAACACACUACAGAGAGGUUGAUUUGGCUAUGGGCUGCAGAAGGAUUUGCUCGACAAACUCAGCUCAAGAGCUCAGAGGAUGUGGCAAAUGAUUACAUGAUGGAUCUCAUUGGCAGAAGUUUAGUCAUGGUAUCCAAACAGAGAUCCAUAGGUGGAGUCAAAACUUGUUGCAUCCAUGAUUUUUUACGCGAGUUCUGUGUGACAAAAGCCAAAGAAGAGAACUUCUUUUAUCUGAUACAUGGGAAUGAUGAACUGUUUACUUUUGAAGUGCCACACUACCUACGCCGCCUGUGCAUCCACUCUGAGCCAGAGCACUUUUGUGAGUCAAGGCUUCUUAGAGUGUUGGAUGUAAGCCAAAUUCAUUUUGGGAAUACCUUUCCUAAAGAAAUAGAGUUGCUUGUUCAGUUGAAGUACUUGGCAAUUCAAGCCUUCGGGUGUGAGGAAUGUUUUCCUCGUCUACAAAAAUUAGUAUUGGAAAGAUGUCCUCAUCUGGAGGAGAUCCCUUCUUCUCUAGGAAAUAUUUCGACUCUUGAAAUGAUUGAGGUGGUUGAUUGUCCAAACUCUGCAAGUUCAGUAGAGGAAGUUCUGGAAGAACAACUGAGCAUGGGAAAUGCGGAUAUGCAGAUCAUUAUUUCAUCAUUUGCAACAGAUUACUGA
Molecule: messenger RNA, 1308 nt
Organism: Coffea arabica (coffee)
Lineage: Eukaryota; Viridiplantae; Streptophyta; Magnoliopsida; Gentianales; Rubiaceae
Product: putative late blight resistance protein homolog R1A-3
Biological process (GO): defense response to other organism
Molecular function (GO): ADP binding
Source: RefSeq, a predicted model, not a curated record